CAGAAAUGGCGAUGUGAAUCCCCUGAAGAAAUUGGGGGAAAAAAACCUGACUACUUGGUUAGACCAUAACCAUAACCAUAAGGUUGGGACCGCUGAGGAUGUUCUUCUUCACUGAUCAAACUUCUGUCUAACAAAUGAGGAACCUGGACUUCAAGGAAGGAGACGAAGAAGAAGGUCAGAGUGUUGAAUGUGAUAGAAACCUGCAGAAAAUAGGAAGCAAAUGAGCAGAAGGAGGGGGAAAAAACAAAACCUCAGGGAAGUCAAGUCUUGGGGGACCUAGUGAUUGAGCCUUCAGAGUGAAUAACACGUCAAGCUAGAACAGGAGAGACGCUGGAUGAGAGAGCACUGUUCAACAGCAGAGAGGCAGUAAGAGGAGAGGAGGAGAUAAGCAGUUGAGAGCAAAAUUAGUGUACAAGGAAAGAGAGGUUGACGCUGGACUCAGGACUGAAGAGAGAUCAGGGUUGGUAGAGGGGUUGUGGUGGAGGGGUGCUGGGAGACCCGAUCAACAGAACGUGAGAACCCGCAGGAGAAGCAGAGGAGAGGGGCAGAAAAGAAGGGAAAGAAAGAAUUACAAGAGGACGCUUGGCGAAAGAAGCCUCUUAAAUCUGGGAGCUGGAAUUAGAGCCGCAGAAACUACAGAGAGGAAGCCACAAAACCACAUUGAAGAUGCCGUCAAAUGGGAAUCGUCCCCUGAAGUUGCAGUUCGGUCUAAUCAACCAUGAGGGUCGCUACCUCACAGCUGAGACCUUUGGCUUCAAGGUAAAUGCAUCUGCACCCAGCUUGAAGAAGAAACAGAUAUGGACUCUUGAGCAGGACUCUCAGGACACCCAGGUGGUCUACUUGCGCAGCCACCUGGGACGCUACCUGACCUCCGACAAGGAUGGCAAGGUCACCUGUGAGGCCGAUGGGCACAAUUCAGACUGCCGCUUCCUCAUCGUGGCUCAGUCAGAUGGCCGCUGGGCCCUGCAGUCUGAGCAGCACCUCCGCUUCUUCGGCGGCUCUCGGGACUACCUGUCCUGCUUUGCCCAGGUAAUAACAGAUGCUGAGCUGUGGUCAGUGCACCUGGCUCUACAUCCACAGGCUAACCUACUGUCUGUGGCCCGCAAGCGUUACGCCCAUCUCUCCAUGGAGGAUGGCGAGAUUGCUGUGGAUCUGAACAUUCCCUGGGGAGUGGUAGCACUCCUGACCCUUGUCUACCUGGACGGGAAGUACUGCUUAAAGACCUGUGACAGCCGCUUCCUUAGUAAUGAUGGGAAGCUCUUGACAGAGAGCGGCAGGGCCACAGCGUACACACUGGAGCUGAAGUGUGGGAAGCUGGCCUUCAAAGACUGUGAAGGGAAGUACUUGUCUCCUAUGGGGCCCACAGGCACCUUGAGGUCUGGGCGGUGCUCCAAACCAGGCAAAGAUGAACUGUUUGACCUGGAGGAGAGCCACCCGCAGGUGGUUCUGAUGGCAGCCAAUGGGCGAUAUGUCUCCAUAAGACAAGGAGUAAGCCUCGCAGCCAACCAGGAGGAUGAAACGGACAUGGAGACGUUUCAGAUGGAGAUUGACAAGGAAACCAGGAAGUGUACGUUCCGCACCAGCCAAGGGAACUACUGGGCCCUGGUGGCCCACGGAGGCAUCCAGAGUACUGCCACUGAAAUGUCAGCAAGCACCAUGUUUUCAGUGGAGUGGCUUGGCCACAAGGUGGCACUAAAAGCCAACAAUGGAAAAUACAUCUGCACCAAGAAGAAUGGCCAGCUACUUGCUGUCAGUGAUUCCCUAGGUGAGGACGAGCAGCUCACUCUGAAACUGAUCAACCGGCCCAUGCUGAUCCUGAGAGGAGAGAACGGUUUUGUCUGCCACCACAGGAACUCCAACACGCUGGAUGCCAGCAGAUCCGUCUACGACAUUUUCACCCUGCAAUUCAGCAAUGGGUCAUACCACAUUAAAGGUGUGGAUGACCGGUUCUGGUAUGUGAACAGUGCCGGGCUGGUGUGCUCAGACGGUGAGACCCCUGAGGAUUUUACUCUGGAGCUCCUGGAGCACGGCCGCCUCGCCAUCCGUGGCAAGAGCGGCAAAUACCUGCGUGGAGACCCAGGAGGUACGCUGAAAGGAGACGGACUCAGCCUUAACAGCUCAGCUUUGUGGGAGUAUUAAUGCAGAACAGAAGCGAGGCCUAAAACUCUUACUCCUGUUAUCAUAGAGGUGACUGCUAGUCACCACUGCUGGGCCAGCAUCAAUACUUUAUGGAAAACUAAACUCUGUGGCAUUAUGAGGUGUUGUUGCUCCUCAGCGAUGAGGUGCAGCCUCUACUGACUUCAUUCCACUCUUUUCCUCUUCCCUGUUGCAACAGAGGACUCACAGAGACAACAAACUCAUACAGGGAGGAGAAAGUGCAAGAAUGCAUAUUGAGCCAAGAAAAGUCUUGAUGAAAUGAACAGUGUUUUGAGCCACUGCUUGUUCUUAAAACAGCAAAAUUGGUGUGACUGAACAUUAGAGUUUUUGUGUUUUUACUUAACAUUUUUUUCCAAUUAGCGUUUGCUGAACGAUUAAAUUGUUGUCUGAUCUUAAAGAUUAAAAAAAAGUCUUCCUCUCAGUCAAGACAUGUAGAUUUCACAACAUCUUUUCAACCCCUGCAGAUGUAAAACGAAGCAUCAUUGUCAUUACAGGUAUUACAUGAGUGACUACAAGGAAACAAAGUGGUGACACAGAUGUGUAAUGACACUUGCCACUUAUCCAGUCCAAGAAGUGAGUCAGUAGGCCAUUUGAGACAGUCACCAUUAAGCAUGAGGUCACCUUUUAAAGGAGUUCAGUCAUUAGCAUGGUACUACUGUCUGAGGAUGUUUAUUAGCAGACAAGAAUGAUUGGGUUUCUAGUAAUUGCCUGUAGAAACAGAAGAAGACUGUAGCCAAGACUGUACUGUAUAUGGUAGCAGAACUAAUUGGAUCAUUUUAACCUGCAGCUGGAUGUGGGAGGAUUUUUCAUUUGUCUCUCUGUUAUGUUUUUCUACAUUUCUUCUUUCUUUUAUGAACUUAGAGAUAAAACAAUAAACCUGUAUGGCAGUUAUGUUUUGUUUUAGCAAUGCUGCAUUUCUAUCAGGAUAAUAACAAUCAAGGCUGAUUUAAGGGUACUUUCACACCUUUUAGUUCUGGUCCAGUUCACGUUAUGAAGGCUGUAA
Molecule: messenger RNA, 3160 nt
Organism: Thunnus maccoyii (southern bluefin tuna)
Lineage: Eukaryota; Metazoa; Chordata; Actinopteri; Scombriformes; Scombridae
Gene: fscn2b
Product: fascin actin-bundling protein 2b, retinal
Exons: 8
Coding region: 667-2139 (490 amino acids)
Biological process (GO): actin filament bundle assembly; cell migration; establishment or maintenance of cell polarity
Cellular component (GO): cytoplasm; actin cytoskeleton
Molecular function (GO): protein-macromolecule adaptor activity; actin filament binding
Source: RefSeq, a predicted model, not a curated record